This is a messenger RNA of Cutaneotrichosporon cavernicola, 1809 nucleotides long. RefSeq lists its product as uncharacterized. Gene Ontology annotation, biological process: secondary metabolic process. The record is from RefSeq and is a predicted model, not a curated record. NCBI's taxonomy places the organism in Eukaryota, Fungi, Basidiomycota, Tremellomycetes, Trichosporonales, Trichosporonaceae. The coding region runs from base 1 to 1809 and encodes 602 amino acids. The transcript has 5 exons. Gene Ontology annotation, molecular function: CoA-ligase activity.
AUGGCCCAGCCUCGCCAGCUCACCAUCGCCGAAUGCGACGCGGCCGUGACGCGUAAAGGCGGUCCGUUUGAGAUGGAGGCGAUCAUGCAUAAUGGCGUCGAGGAAAAGUUCUGGAUCCACGGCAUGAAGACGAUGCGUGAGAUGAUCCUCGACGGUCUUCCGAAAGGUGGCGACAUGGUUAUGGUGAAUGCGCCCGUCCCCGAGCCUGGCCCCAAGGAACACCGUAUCGACACGACAUUCAACGAGGUAUGGGACCGGUCGUGUAAUCUGGCCGUAUGGCUGCGCGGCCACGGGGUCCGCAAGGGGUCGUUCGUCGGUUUGAUCGGAUACAAUUCGGUCGAGUGGAUCGUGAGCUCGUGUGCUAUCCAGCUUCUUGGGGCUGUUCCCGUCAUGGUCAAUGCUGCACUGCAGCCGGAACCGUUCGCCCACUGCCUGAAUAUCACGAAUCCCGUGGUGGUACUUUGCGAUGCUGUUAGCGCCGUCAUGUUCGGCAAGAUACAGGGACAACUCAAGAAUGUCGGUCCGGCAUUUAGCUACAAUGAGACGGCGUGGUUGGACAAACACUGCCCCGUGCCGGUUAUCGACUUGAGUGCUCUCACAGCGAGUAAGGAAGAUGUGGAGUGUAUCAAAAGUGGCGACGGGCUGGGUCUGCAUGAUUUGGGACCAGAGAGCGACGGUGUCAUCUUCUUCACUAGUGGGACGACAGGUUCCCCAAAGGCCGUGCUCUCCAACCAGCGGGCGGCGCUGCAUAACCUCCACUCUGCCAAGUUUAUGAUGGCACGCGCGGCCAUGCGCAUGGGCGCACCGGCCGACAUGGCGAUCGAGUUCGCCAUGACCCCGCCUGAGAAACAGAGCGUCGGUUUACUCUGCAUCCCUCUCUUCCACGCCACGGCUGGCGAAGGCUGGCUGCAGAAAAUCAUCCACUUCAACCAGAAACUUGUUCUGCUCCGCCGCUGGAACGUCGACGACGCCGUCAAGGCUUGUGUCGAUUACGGCUGCGGUGUAAUCGGUGGCGUCCCUGCCGUCGUCGUGGCCCUUAUCCAACAUCCCGACCUCCCUGCCUCCCACAAGUUCGAGAGCACGCUCAAUGGCGGUGCGGCCAGUCCAGCCCGCCUGGCCAACGACCUCCGUUCCCGAUGGCCCGACAUGAGUAUCGCCGUUGGAUGGGGCAUGACCGAGACGAAUGCUCUUACCACCGCUAUUGUGGGAGACGACUACGUUGCCAAGCCAAAUAGUGCCGGGUGGCCACUACCUAUUGUGGACAUCAAGAUUGUUGAUCCAGUAACCAAGGCCGAGUUACCGCGUAAUACCGUGGGAUUAAUUCUUUCUCGUGGACCAAAUAACAUGACGUGUUACUACAACAACCCGAAAGCAACUCGCGAAACCCUCGUCGACGGAUACGUCGACACGGGCGAUGCAGGGUACCUCGACGAUGAUGGGGUCAUGUUCAUCUCGGACCGCCUGAAGGACAUCAUCAUCCGUGGCGGCGAGAACAUUGCAUCGGAAGAGAUCGAGAAUGCCAUCUACGCCGACGACCGGGUCGCCGAGGCGGCGGCCGUCCCCGUUCCAGACGAUAUGCUUGGCGAACUCGUGGCCGUGGCCGUCAGUUUACGGCCGGGGUGCACUGCCACCGCGGCACAGAUUAGGGAGGCCGUGCAUUCUCGCGUGAGGCCGCAUGCGCGGCCGGCCUUUGUUUGGGUCUCGGAUGAGGUCCUGCCACGCAACGUUAAUGGUAAGCUUGUCAAGGCAGAGAUUAAGAAGAUCGUGGGCGAGCUGUAUGCCAGGCACCUCGAGAGGGCUAAGAUGUAG